Colossoma macropomum (tambaqui) is the source of this 3882-nucleotide messenger RNA. Its product is annotated as serine/threonine-protein phosphatase 2A 55 kDa regulatory subunit B beta isoform-like. Lineage: Eukaryota; Metazoa; Chordata; Actinopteri; Characiformes; Serrasalmidae. The transcript has 9 exons. Gene Ontology annotation, molecular function: protein binding; protein phosphatase regulator activity. The record is from RefSeq and is a predicted model, not a curated record. Gene Ontology annotation, cellular component: cytosol; protein phosphatase type 2A complex. Gene Ontology annotation, biological process: peptidyl-serine dephosphorylation. Bases 184 to 1524 code for a protein of 446 amino acids.
GCUCUGCAGCUCCACAGAGAGAGUCGCUUCCACAGAUUCAGGUUCAGGAACUCUAUGAAGCAGAGAGGACUCUCCUUUUUCUCCUCGCCGGGGUUUGUGGAGCAGCCACCGAGCAGCGCGGAUGAGGAUCACACAGCGGGACGAUCCCUAAUGAGACCCAGAUUGAUCCGGUAACGCUAAAAGAUGAAAUGUUUCUCCCGUUACCUGCCUUAUCUCUUCAGACCGCCCAGCACCAUCCUGUCCUCCACCUGCCACACAGAAGCCGACAUCAUCUCUACGGUUGAGUUCAACUCAACAGGGGAGCUCUUGGCCACUGGAGACAAGGGAGGACGUGUGGUGGUUUUCCAGAGGGAACAGGAGAGUAAGAACCAGCCUCACAGGAGAGGAGAGUAUAACGUUUACAGCACGUUCCAGAGCCACGAGCCUGAGUUCGACUACCUGAAGAGCCUUGAGAUCGAGGAGAAGAUCAACAAGAUCCGGUGGCUGCCCCAGCAGAACGCUGCUUACUUCCUGCUCUCCACCAAUGAUAAAACUGUGAAGCUGUGGAAGAUCAGCGAGCGAGAUAAAAGACCAGAAGGCUACAAUUUGAAGGACGAAGAUGGAAGGAUUCGAGACCCUUCCACCAUCACCUCACUGCGGGUGCCGGUGCUGCGGCCCAUGGACCUCAUGGUGGAGGCCACACCCAGAAGAGUGUUCUCUAAUGGCCACACAUACCACAUCAACUCCAUCUCUGUUAACAGUGACUACGAGACGUAUAUGUCCACAGAUGACCUGAGGAUCAACCUGUGGCACCUGGAGAUCACCAACAGGAGCUUCAACAUUGUAGACAUUAAGCCAGCCAACAUGGAGGAGCUGACGGAGGUGAUAACCGCAGCGGAGUUUCAUCCUCACCAGUGCAACACGUUCGUCUACAGCAGCAGUAAAGGUUCCAUCCGGCUGUGUGAUAUGAGGGCCGCCGCGCUCUGCGACAACCACUCCAAAUUCUUUGAAGAACCAGAGGAUCCAAGCAACCGCUCCUUUUUCUCAGAAAUCAUCUCUUCCAUCUCAGACGUGAAGUUUAGCCACAGCGGCCGUUACCUGAUGACGCGGGAUUACCUGACGGUGAAGGUGUGGGACCUCAACAUGGAGAGCAAACCUCUGGAGACCUAUCAGGUACACGACUAUCUGAGGAGUAAACUCUGCUCGCUGUAUGAGAACGACUGCAUCUUCGACAAGUUCGAGUGUGUGUGGAAUGGAUCAGACAGCGUGAUCAUGACUGGCUCCUACAACAACUUCUUCCGGAUGUUCGACCGCAAUACGAAGCGUGACGUGACCCUGGAGGCGUCACGGGAGAACAGCAAGCCGCGGGCCAUCCUGAAGCCGCGCAAGGUGUGUGUGGGUGGCAAGCGGCGCAAGGACGAGAUCAGCGUGGACAGCCUGGACUUCAGCAAGAAAAUCCUCCACACCACCUGGCACCCCUCGGAGAACAUCAUUGCUGUGGCAGCCACCAACAACCUCUACAUCUUCCAGGAUAAGGUCAACUAGAGGGGCUUGGAACACCCCCAUACAUGCAAACAGAGAGAGACAGUUUUUGCUGUAUGGGGCCGGUGUUUGGCUUGCAGGAGGCAUUGUGGAUAUGUGUUUGUGCACUGAAAGCUAGAGGCUAUGAAUAUGAAAUGGAGUGGGAUGCUGAGAGCAGGGCCAGAUUGGGGACUUACAGAGCUUCUCUCACACACACUAAUGCUGCCAGACGUGUGUGAAUAAGAAGCAGCGACCCUCCUCUCCUACUCUUCAUCGCCUCCGCAUUUCUUCUCACUUCCCUUUAACGAGUCUUUUAUUUAUUCUAUUUAUUUCGUUGAAGGAAACACCUGACGUUUUGAAACUGAAACAGGGCGAAGCUAAACAUAGUAUUAUGAAGUUUAGCAGAUGUAUUAAGAAGGUAUGGACAGCGGAAAAGCCAAACCUGUGCUGAACUGCAGCCAUGUGCAGUAGUGUGCAUUUCCCCAAUGCCUCUUUCAUCGAUGCCCUGGCACGUGAAACAGAAGGGUGCCUUUAUAAUGAACCUGAUGGAUGUUCUAGUCUCUUUGACAGAAAGGAUGCGGCACCCUUCACAUAAUGCCCUUUAGCCACCGCAGAGCUGUCAAUGAAACGUGGAACUGCAGUGGAACAUGGAUGUGGCUGUGUUGACUCUGAUGCUGAGGUCAUACGCAAUCUAUGGACGGCUCUUUGCUACCUGAUUGGUUCUCUGAGAACAUCGUAGUCUAAGCGAAUCCACACUAUUGACAUGUCGGUUCAUUUCAUGUCGCUGUUUUACUCGUCUUCUUAUUUUAAUGUUACAGUUAAUAAGCUGUGGUGCCUUCCUUCUUUUGGUAUGUGGGCUCGAGAGUGGGUCGGGAGGGGGUUGGUGGGACGCUGUUUUCGGGUGGGGAGGAUAUGUUGGUUCGUGGAGUGUGACUGUUUUUAAAGAAAAGUGGACCGAAUAGCUUUGUGUAACAAAAAAAAAGAAAAAAGAAUGAAAUUGAUACAUGUCUUGAGUACACGAAAAAGAAGUGCAAACCUCAAUUCCAAAAAAGUUAGGACAGUGUAUAACAUGCUAAUAACAACAAAAAGCAGUGAUUAGUAAAUUCUGUUGGACCUGUAUUGAAUAAAAAACAGUACAAAAACACAAUAUUUGAUGUGAACUUUUUGUAAAUGUACCCUAAUUGCAAAUCUUAUGCUAUGUUCCAAAAGGUUGGAACAGGUGCAUGUUUACCACUGUUUUACAUCACUUUAGUAAUAGUUUGAGGGCUGACGACAUGAGUUGAUCCUAUUUUGAAAGCAUACUUUUUUGCCAUUCUUCCAUUAAACAAACCUUAGGCUAUGCAACCAUACAAAGCCUUUGCCACACGAAUUAUUCCACUGUUAUGUAGAAAUAAGCAUGGAGGGUAUUGAAGGCGGCGUAUGUUGCACCAAAAUGUGUAUAUAUCUUUCAGCAUUAAUGUUGCCUUCACAGAUGUGCAAGUCACCCCUGCCAUGGUCACUCCCACACCAUAACAUACCCUGGCUUUUCGUCUUUACACUGGUAACAAUCUAGGUGGUCCUUUUCUUCUUUGUUUUGGAGAACACAAUGUCCAAUAAUUUCCAUAAACAAUCUGAAAGGUUGACUUGUCAGACCACAGUUCACGUUUCCACUGCACAUUAGUUCAGAUGAGCUUGAGCCCAGAGAAGUCUGGGGCAUUUCUGGAGGUUGCUGCCAAAAAAAACAACCAAGUUGGUAAGAUAUAAUAAAAACAUCUUGCUUUUGUGCUGUUUUACUUUAUAAACAGGUUAUAGUGGAUUUACAAAUCACUGCUUUCUGUUUUUCUUUGCAUUUCACAUACUGUCCCAACUUUUCUGUAAUUCGAGUUUGUUCUUGAACGUUUGCAAAACAGUCAUGACACUGGCUGUGUAUGCUUAUAAUUUCUGAAAUGUAUUCCCCUGGAUUUGACUCCUUCAAUGCAGUGUGGGGUGAAAGCUGUAAUUGCACUCCUUGUAAUGAAUCACUGUAACAAUUAAGAAUGUGUACUCAGCAGGGUGCGAACAAGUCUGCAACAUAAGAUACCUUUGCCUCUCAUCGAAACAUCUCACGUUCCGCUAUAGCGCAUUUCUCAGAGACACCUACCUAAAGCACCGUCCUACUUACGUUCCGUGACGUAGAGGGGGAGAGAAAGGCCGGUAUCAUGAUGUAGCCUAACUAGACAUGAAGGUUAUAUGAUAUCAGGGAAUUUUAGGUACAAGUCCUUUAAAUAAAAAUAAAAAAAGUAAUGUCUUCUAAAACAACUUCAGUUGUGAACUUCUUAAUGAAAUGAAAGUUUUAUAGCUGAGAAUGUAUUUAAAUGCAAUUAAUUGACAUGCAGUCUUUAUGCUUAAUGGAAUUUGUUGAAA